CCGCGCCGUAGGCGCGUUGCCGUGGAGACGAGCGUUGCGGCCCAGCGCGGCUGCGGCGGGCUCUUGGUGAUGUCGUUCCGCGACCUCCGCGAUUUUACUGAGAUGAUGAGGGCACUGGGGUAUCCCCGACUCAUAUCUAUGGAGAAUUUCCAUACCCCAAACUUCAUGCUUGUUUCUGAAGUGCUCUUCUGGCUAGUGAAAAGGUAUGAACCUCAGACUGAUAUUCCUCCUGAUGUGGAGACGGAGCAGGACCGGAUUUUCUUCAUUAAGGCAGUGGCUCAGUUCAUGGCUACCAAAGCUCACAUAAAGCUAAACACUAAGAAGCUUUACCAGGCAGAUGGCUAUGCAGUGAAGGAACUGCUAAAGAUCACCUCUGUGCUUUAUGAUGCUAUGAAUAACAAGGGAGUGGAACACAUGGAUUUGAGUGAGGAAGACAGCAGCAAGUUCAAGUUUGAUCUUGGCUCAAAAAUUACUGACUUGAAGGCAGCUAGACAGCUUGCUUCCGAAAUCACCUCCAAAGGAGCAAGUAUGUAUGACCUACUUGGCAAAGAAGUUGAACUAAGGGAAGCAAGAACAGAAUCUAUUGCUAGACCUUUGGAGAUAAAUGAAGCUGAGAAGGUGAUGAAAAUCGCCAUUAACUGUGUUAUGGAGCAAGUCCAAAAGACUAAAGAUAUGUUGAAUAAUGUGGCUUUGGAUGAAGCCAAUUUGGAAGCCAAGAUUGAAAAACGGAAAUUGGAACUGGAAAGAAGCCAAAAGAGGCUCCAGACUCUACAAAGUGUGCGUCCUGCUUUUAUGGAUGAGUAUGAGAAGAUUGAGGAGCAACUGCAGAAACAGUACAGUAGUUACCUAGAAAAAUUCCGUAAUCUGACCUACCUGGAGCAGCUCCUGGAUGAUCAUCGACGGACAGAACAAGAAAUGUUUGAGGAAGCAGCAAACAUGCUCUGUCUUAUGCAGAACAGGCUGAAGGAAGAGGAACAACUGCUGCUUAAAGGUGCAACUAAUGACGAUUCUGAUGUAGAGAUUCAAGAUAAUGAUGGAUCCGACAGUGAAACGCAAGACAGGCAGACCAGAAAGCAGCACACUGCCACGGGAACAUUGCUUCAAGGAAGAACUGGCGUACGGAUUGUGGGAACAAUGCAAGGUGGAGAUACAGAGGAAGAUGGGAGAUCUGCCCCAGGCACACCCAAGAUCAUCGCCAAGGCACAGGAGGACUCGGGGGAUAGUGAGAUUGACCUGGAUGAUGAUGAGGAAGAGGAUGAUAUGGAAGACAAAAGCAUAGAAAUCUCACCAAGAAAGUUUGUUCUCCGAGCAAGGAAACCAGAGCCACUGGAGGAAAGUGAUAAUGACUUCUGAGCCUGUAGGAGACGUCUUGAAAUACAGACUUUGGAGAGCAUGCAAGCCAGGAGCUAAUAUUCCACCGUCUUUUCAGCAUGAAUUCAGGGGUCUUUAAAUAGUGUUCAUUAAAUUUGAAAAUGAAACAUGGA
Molecule: messenger RNA, 1484 nt
Organism: Pezoporus occidentalis (night parrot)
Lineage: Eukaryota; Metazoa; Chordata; Aves; Psittaciformes; Psittacidae
Gene: IFT38
Product: clusterin associated protein 1
Exons: 13
Coding region: 70-1353 (427 amino acids)
Biological process (GO): cilium assembly
Cellular component (GO): centrosome; cilium; intraciliary transport particle B
Source: RefSeq, a predicted model, not a curated record